CACUGCCAAUACACUUAAUCACUGACCUACUAACACAGAUCCAUGAGUCACUUGCCACCUUGAGAAGAAUAAGACAAGGGAGAGGAGCGAGUUUCUCCUUAACUUGAAAGCUGGUGAAGACUGAUUUCCUUAUUAAAUCGGUGGAAGUCGUAUUGCUUCUUUGAGCUUGAUACGCGGCGGAAAACCAGACCUACCCAGGUGCUAGAAAAGGUACAGAUUGAUUUGAGAUUUUCCAGAUCAAGUGGAUUCAUUCAGUGGGACACUUAGAAUUGCUGUAUACAAGCAUGAUGGUAUUCAGUUGAAGACCUAUGAACUGUGAUAUUAUGCAAUCAGUCAAGCAGGAGGUGGACUCCAAUGAGUCCUACAGUGGAGAAGAUGCUCUGGUUCUUGCUGUAGCCUUACAAGGAGCUACCAGAGACCUGAUAGGCCACAAAAUCUCUGCAAUUCCCUUCAAGACUAAGUCUACAUGUCGCAGAAAAAGAGAGUUUAUCCCAGAGGAGAAGAAAGACACCCUUUACUGGGAGAGGCGUCGUAAAAACAAUGAGGCAGCAAAGCGCUCAAGGGAAAAGCGUCGCAUAAACGACAUGGUGCUUGAGAACAAGCUGAUGGCUCUUGGAAAGGAAAAUGCCUCCCUCAAGGCUGAGCUGCUGUCACUGAAGCUGAAAUUUGGCCUGAUGAGCUCAGCAGCAUAUGCCCAAGAAGUCCAGAAGUUAUCCAAGUCCACCUCUGUCAACCUCUGUCAGGAGUUUGUUACACCGAGUUCUAACCAAAGUUCUACCAGCAGAGAUCUGGAGCCUCCUCACCUGCGCAGCAGCUGCAUAUCAGUCAUCAAGCAUUCACCUCAAAUACCUGAGACAUGCACACCAACAGAGGGUAGCUUUACUUUCUGCAGAACUGCAAAUGUCAAGCAAGAACCAGCAGAUGACGCCAGCUGUGCACAAGAAAGGAGUAGUCCUUAUGAAUUCUAUACACUCUGCAGGGCCAGCACUUUGCCUGGAAUCUACACUCAGCCCGCCUCAUUCAUGCAGAUUGCUAGGUCAUCCAGUAACUCACCUCGGAGCUCAGAUGAUGGUGCUGUAAGCAAAUCAUCAGAUGGUGAAGAUGAGCAGCAGGUCCCCAAAGGGUUGGUGCCAUCUGUUGCUGACCCAAGAAGUGUCAUUGUCUCCACACACAAAGUGCCGGAUGCCUCUUCUUCAGCUUUGCCGCAUAAACUGCGGAUCAAAUCCAGAACUAUUCAAAUCAAAGUAGAGGCCAUUGAUCCAGAAUACGAGCCCUCUAGAAAGUCGUCUCUCGUCAGUGUUUCAGAAGGAGAAUGCUACCAGAUCGCUCAGGAUUCUUCAGAGGACAUGCAGGCCUCCCACUGUCCUUUGUCAGUGCAGGUCAACAAUAUGCAGAACUGGACCCACCAUUCAGAGCAGUGGCAUUGCAGGGUGGCUGGAAGAGUACAAAUUGAACACUGAGCCUGUCUCAGACAAAACGUGUUGAUUUAUAAGAAACUUAAUUUUAACCCUCAAGUGUUGAGGGCUUGAAUCUAAAACAGGGCCUUGCUACCUGCUGAUAGAGUCAACCAGAAGCACCACUGAUCUUCAUGCGUCAUCAACAAAAGGAUAAUCCUCUGAAUGACCAUUAUGUGUUUUGCAUUUCCACUGGAUUCACUGUUGCACUGUGGGGUUGACAUGUAGGCUAAACCAUGCUUUGAUUUGAUACAUUUUUAAAUACAAAGUGUUUAAGUAAUGCCAGAGUCUCAAAUAAUAGCUUUUUGCAUGGACACUCAAAAGCUGUUUGCUAAUAUAGUCUGAGGGGGAGUUGAAUUACAUGUACAAUAAGCAUUAACAUGGUGAAUUCAGUACUAUGUACAAUACCCCAGCACAAAUUCCAACAUCGAAGUUAUACUCACCACUCUGCUCCUCAGUUUUUCUUCUCUAACACCAAUUUUUUUCAAUCAUUCAUCAAUUUCUCUAUUACUCUGACUUUUUUUUUUACAACCUCUGUUAUGUUACAAUAAUACAAUUUAACACUUUUUACAUUUCUUUAACAUAUAUUCCUGUUAUAGUCUGUUAAGAACAGAUGCGAUUACGCCCUUAAAUUUACUGGUAAUUGUAAAUAGUCUUUUUGUUUAGAAAAUGAAUAAUUGGCAGCCGAGUGGUAAGCAUGACAUGAUUGUUUGAUCAGAUUCAUUGCUGAAAUGUACAUGAUAUUAAAUGUAUUCAGUAUCAUCUUCCUCCAUGUUUAGAAAAUAAACAUUGCUGAAUUGUUGUUUGCAAUAACAAAUUAGCAAAUGAAAACAGAAGCAUAUAAGAAACAUGAAUCUCAGAUGAAUCUGUUUCAUGUAAACACCUGGUUCUCUCUGUAGCAUUUGUGGUUUACUCCGGGAUGUCUGUACACUCUGGACACUGAGAAACUACUGUAAAUUGUAUAUCAAUUGUGUGUGACAGCCAUCAUUAAUGUGAAAGACAUUGGUAUGUGUGAAGCCUUUAUUUUUCUUUUACAAGAUUAUUUAUGACUGUUGUCACUGGUCUCCACCUAUCAGUAUACACCUGCUGUCACCGAGCACUGUUCUACUUUGAUAUUGUGGAGCUGGAAAAUUCCCCAGUUUAUUCACAGCUGCCACUUGCCUGCCUUACUGCCACUAUCAUUACAUUUGUGGCUGGUGGCAAUCUUUCCAUUGUUUGCCUUAAAGCUGAAAAUCCUAAUUAAAUCAUUUUAUAUGGGUAUGUAUCCAUUUAUAUGUUCAUGUGGUGACAUAUUUAGAGUGGUUGGAAACAGAAUCUUUAUCUUUCUGUAUAAAGAAAUAUUUAGUCCUGAGGAUUUGGUAUUUCUGAAUAAUUAUCCAAUUAUUUAAAAGAAAUUUCUUGAAGAGCACUAUUUAGCACUUAUUAUGGAAAGAGGAUGUGUUUCAUCAGUGCAUUUCAAACUACUUAAAUCAACUGCUAAAGAAUGUAGGGAUUUCUUAGUCGAUGCACAGAGGGGUAGUUGAACACACACAAUUAUGGAAUUUGUUUACAAAGUUGAAUGAAUUACUCUUUACUUGAAAUUAAACAACACUUUCCUUCAAAGGACAUUUUACCACAAUUAAGUAGUAGUUCUUUUCAAGAACUUUAUAACCCCGUGACACCUAUUGUUGCAACUCAUCAAAGCUCUUUCAUUUAGACUGCAGGUGAGAUAGCAUAACCAUUCCCUGAUUGCCAGUUUAUGCAUAUGGAAUAUGUACCUUGGAACCUUUUGCAAGGACUGGUUUCUCGUAGAAUCGGUCAGAGUGGGACCUAAAUUAUUAUAUAUCUGUUUUUAUUAUUAUGUAUUUAUUCUAUGUGUAAUAGACAAAUUAAUGAUCUCCACUUAUUUUAGCAUCAGCUGGAAAGCAAAAAACACAGUUUUUUAUUUAAUUGUAAAUAAAUUCAGCUGUCAAGGGGUUUAAAGUAAUCUAUCAGAAAGGUGCAGACCCAUGAAAUGCAGCAUUGCUUUGAUCCUGUAAAUAUUGCUUUCUGUCAUGACUUCUGUAAAACGACUUGAGGCUUAAACAUGUUGGAGUCAUUGUCACAGCCUUCCUGCAGUGAGCUCAAACAACAUAUGGCACACAAAACACUCAGUUGUCUCUGCUUUCAAAAAGAAGAAAGAUGUAGAUUUGUCUCUAAUUUUGGUAUCGCCCCUGCUACAGUCACUGGUUCACUGUUUGCUGAAUAGUCUUUGCCUGCCUUGUUUUCCAGUGGUUUAUGGAUUUACCUAUGGACUUAAAACCUUACAGGCUGCUGGUUAAACCCAGAAUAUAUGUGACACUGGCUGGAAAAUAGUGUCUUGUGUCUGAUGGCACUGUCAUGAAUAUAAAUGGAUGGAUAGAUGAAAGCUUUGGGCACAUUUUGACACGCUGUUUUCUCAGUUUAUGGAAAAUGAACAUUUUAUCCAUAAAUCUCUAAAGCAUUUGGUGUUAAA
Molecule: messenger RNA, 3927 nt
Organism: Acanthochromis polyacanthus (spiny chromis)
Lineage: Eukaryota; Metazoa; Chordata; Actinopteri; Pomacentridae
Gene: nfil3
Product: nuclear factor, interleukin 3 regulated
Exons: 2
Coding region: 309-1460 (383 amino acids)
Biological process (GO): DNA-templated transcription; regulation of DNA-templated transcription; circadian rhythm
Cellular component (GO): nucleus
Molecular function (GO): DNA-binding transcription factor activity; DNA binding
Source: RefSeq, a predicted model, not a curated record